Messenger RNA from Peronospora matthiolae, 219 nucleotides. The record is from the annotation of a GenBank genome assembly. NCBI's taxonomy places the organism in Eukaryota, Oomycota, Peronosporomycetes, Peronosporales, Peronosporaceae.
AUGUUGAGACAGCAGCAGACUGCUGCUGGUGGGUCGAUGCACUCGCGUCGACCCGAGACCUUGAAGAUUGACAUCUCCAAGUAUAGUGGAGUCGAAGAGGACUCCCUCUUGAGAUGGUUCGUCGAAUUAGACGACGCCACAAGGGCGCGUCGCAUCGACGACGGGGACAUGCAAGUUGCAUUUGCUCAGUCAAAUCUGGCAGGACGUGCCAAGACUUAG